Molecule: messenger RNA, 3012 nt
Organism: Torulaspora globosa
Lineage: Eukaryota; Fungi; Ascomycota; Saccharomycetes; Saccharomycetales; Saccharomycetaceae
Gene: STE23
Product: metalloendopeptidase
Exons: 1
Coding region: 1-3012 (1003 amino acids)
Biological process (GO): peptide catabolic process
Cellular component (GO): cytosol; mitochondrion
Molecular function (GO): metalloendopeptidase activity; metal ion binding
Source: RefSeq, a predicted model, not a curated record
AUGAGCAUUGCUUUGCUUCAUAAUUUAGUCAGAAAGAACCUGAACUUUACCGGCGAAUUGGGAUCUAGUGGUGUAAUUGUGGGCCCUUUGAAAGAGUACAGAACGAUGACGACUUCGAGUUACAAAAAAUUCGAGUUGGAUUUCAUCAAGCCUGAUCUGGAUGAUAGAGCGUAUCGGUUUAUCCAGUUGCCCAAUGACUUGAAGGCGUUAAUUAUUCAGGACCCAACGACGGAUCGGGCGGCGGCCGCGCUAGAUGUGAAUAUUGGUGCCUUCGAGGACCCGGAGGAGUUGCCCGGGUUAGCGCAUUUUUGUGAGCAUCUGCUGUUCAUGGGAUCUAAGAAGUUUCCCGACGAGAACGAAUACUCUAGCUUUCUGAGCAAACACGGCGGAUCUUCUAAUGCGUACACUGGAGCUCUGAACACUAACUACUAUUUCGAAGUGAACUAUGAGCAUCUGAAGGGCGCGUUGGACAGGUUUUCGGGAUUCUUUACCGGUCCCUUGUUCAACCAAAACUCGACUGAAAAGGAGAUCAACGCUGUUGACAGCGAGAACAAGAAAAAUAUCCAGAACGACCUUUGGAGGCUGUACCAGCUUGAUAAGUCUCUAUCAAGCUCGCUACAUCCAUACCACAAAUUUUCUACCGGUAACUUGAAGACGUUGGAUGAAAUCCCGAAAUCGCAAGGUGUCGACGUUCGUGAGAAGCUGUUGGAAUUUUACAACAGAUGCUACUCUGCGAAUUUAAUGAAGCUGUGUAUUUUGGGCAGAGAAGAUCUAGAUACCUUGUCCGAGUGGGCAUAUGAACUGUUCAAAGAAGUGCCUAAUUUGGCGCGCCCGUUGCCGGAAUACAAGACGUCCAUCCUUAACGAAGAGCAUCUGCAGAAGUUGAUCCUGGUAAAACCGGUGAAGGACCUGAGAAAGCUGGAAGUGACCUUCACGGUUCCUGACAUGGACGAACACUGGGAGUCAAAGCCAAACCACAUCUUAAGCCAUUUGAUAGGACACGAAGGUUCCGGCUCCCUGCUUAAAUGCUUGAAAGAACUGGGUUGGGCUAAUGAACUGUCGGCCGGCGGCCAUACAGUGUCUAAAGGUAACGCUUUCUUCUGCAUCGACACAGAUUUAACCGAACAAGGACUGGAAAACUACGAAAGCGUUGCGCAUAUUAUCUUUCAAUAUAUCGAAAUGUUAAAGAACUCGCUGCCACAAGAAAUGAUAUAUCUCGAACUAGAAGAUAUAGCCAGAGCUUCCUUCAAGUUCAAACAGAAGGGAAGCGCUUCGAGUACUGUCUCUUCUCUCUCAAAGGCCUUGGAAAAGACAUAUAUCCCGGUGCAGAAUAUAUUGAGUACCAGCUUGUUUUCGAAGUAUGAACCUGACAUGAUAACUAAGUAUGUGAAGUCUCUCAAAGUCGAGAAUAGCCGCAUUAUGCUAAUUUCCAAGUCUUUAGAAACUGAUCUAAAUGAGAAAUGGUAUGGGACUGAGUAUGCCAUCAAAAACUUUAGCACUGACUUAUUGAAGAAACUGCAACAUCCAGGAUUGAAUUCAAAAUUGCACCUACCUCGUCCUAACGAAUUCAUUGCCACCAACUUUCAAGUUGAAAAACUCGAAAACGUGGAACCAUUAGAAGAACCCCUACUCUUGGAGCACAACCAAAUUGGCAAAUUAUGGUACAAAAAAGAUGAUAGGUUUUGGCAACCGAGGGGCUUCAUUUAUUCGACUUUGAAAUUACCUCACACCUAUGCUAGCGUCGUGAACAGCAUGCUAACCACGGUUUAUGUUCAAAUGAUCACCGACUAUUUGAAAGAUCUGCAAUACGACGCUUCGUGUGCUAACUUACACCUGUCAUUCGUCAAGACAAACAGCGGUUUAGAUAUAACGAUAUCUGGAUUCAAUGAUAAGCUGAAUAUACUUUUAACACGUUUCUUAGAAGGCUUGAAGAACUUCAGACCUGACAGGAAAAGGUUUGACAUUUUCAAGGAAAAGUCCAAACAGCAUUUGAAAAAUCAGUUACUUGAGAUUCCAUAUUCUCAAGUUUCUUCCCUAUACGCUUCAUUGAUAAAUGAAAGAUCGUGGACUAUUAAAGAAAAGCUUGACGUAAUUGAAAAGAUCACAUUUGAACAAUUGGAGAACUUUAUUCCCCAAAUAUACGAAGAACUGUAUUUUGAGUCCCUAGUUCAUGGUAAUAUAAAAUCAGAGGAGGCAUACCAGAUUCAUUCACUGGUUCAGACCCUUUCUCCGAAUGACAUUAGGAACCCACAAACCAACAAUGGCAGGAUUAGAUCUUACAUCCUUCCCUUGGGUAAAGCCUAUAGAUUCGAAGCAGAACUAGCAGACCCAGAGAACGUCAAUUCCUGCAUUCAAUAUGUGAUUCAACUGGGUGUCUACGACGAGGAAAUGUCCGCCACCGGGCGGUUGUUCGCUCAGAUGAUACACGAACCUUGCUUCGACAACCUCAGAACCAAGGAACAACUCGGCUACGUUGUCUUCAGCUCAAGCCUCAGUAACCACGGUACCGUCAACAUUCGUAUUCUGGUGCAAUCGGAACACACGACUCCCUUCCUAGAAUGGAGGAUCGAAAACUUCCUCGAGAAAUUUGGCGAAUCCUUGCGAGAAAUGUCGGAUCAGGACUUUGAGAAGCACAAGGAUGCCUUGUGCAAGAGCUUGCUACAAAAAUACAAGAACAUGAAGGAGGAAAGCAACGUAUACACGUCUGCCAUCUACUUGGGAGACUACAAUUUCCUCCAUCGUCAAAGACAGGCUCGCAUCGUAUCGCAACUAAGCAAAGCGGAGCUCAUAAAGUUCUAUGAAUCGCGUAUCAUUGGACCCGAUGCCUCCAAACUCGUAUUGCACCUGAAGUCUCACAUCAUUGCCGGAAGUGUCGACGAGUCAACCUUGGACAAAGCCCUCUACCCUAAGGGCAAGUUGAUCACAGACAUUGGCAGUUUCAAAUCUCAGAUGUUUAUCGCCCCGGCUCGCCAACAACCCAAGGUCUACACGGUUCACACGCCCAAACUGUAG